Molecule: messenger RNA, 3955 nt
Organism: Chelonoidis abingdonii (Abingdon island giant tortoise)
Lineage: Eukaryota; Metazoa; Chordata; Testudines; Testudinidae
Gene: ZNF148
Product: zinc finger protein 148
Biological process (GO): regulation of transcription by RNA polymerase II
Cellular component (GO): nucleus
Molecular function (GO): DNA-binding transcription factor activity, RNA polymerase II-specific
Source: RefSeq, a predicted model, not a curated record
GGGCCCACCAUGCCCGGGGCAGCGGCCCAGGGACUCUGAGCGCCGCUCCCGCCUUCCCCUCGCAGCGCCGCGGCCGCAGCCCAAGAAGAGCCAAAAAAUUCUCCUUCCUCUCCCUUGUGAAGAUAAAGCUGUUCUGGUAGCCUGGGGCAGUGGUGACAGGAGAGACAGACAGCGCAUACAAAGGGAAGUGGAGAAGAGAGAACACAGUGAAAGGAGGCAUCUUCAGGAGAGGGAUCAGGCACAAAAAAAGGCUAGUGCACUUAAGCAUGAAUAUUGAAGACAAACUUGGAGGAUUAUUUCUUAAAUGUGGUGGCAUAGACCAAAUGCAGUCAUCCAGGGCAAUGGUAGGGAUGGGUGCAGUAUCUGACCAAUCUUCAAUAUCUGGGGAACGGCAAGAAGCAGUGCUUCAAGACCGGACUAUGGCACAUCAAGAAAUUCUUACAACAGAUGAAGUGUUACAAGAAAGUGAGCUUCGACAGCAAGAGAUGAUUUCACAUGAUGAACUCAUGGUCCAUGAGGAGACGGUAAAAAAUGAUGAUGAGCUGGAGGCUCAAGAUAGACUUCCUCAAGGGCUACAGUACGCAGUCAAUGUUCCUAUCAGUGUAAAGCAAGAAAUUACUUUUACUGAUGCAUCUGAACAACAGAAGAGAGACAAAAAACAAAUACGAGAGCCAGUAGAUUUACAGAAAAAGAAGAAAAGAAAACAGCGUUCACCAGCAAAGAUCCUUACAAUAAAUGAGGAUGGAUCACUUGGUGUGAAAACCCCCAAAUCUCAUGUUUGUGAGCAUUGCAAUGCUGCCUUUAGAACCAACUACCAUUUACAGAGACAUGUCUUCAUUCAUACAGGUGAAAAACCAUUUCAGUGCAGUCAAUGCGACAUGCGUUUCAUACAGAAGUACCUGCUACAGAGACAUGAGAAGAUUCAUACUGGUGAAAAACCAUUUCGCUGUGAUGAAUGUGGUAUGAGGUUCAUACAGAAGUAUCAUAUGGAAAGGCACAAGAGAACUCAUAGUGGAGAGAAGCCUUACCAGUGUGAAUAUUGUUUGCAGUACUUUUCCAGAACUGAUCGUGUGCUGAAACAUAAACGUAUGUGCCAUGAGAGCCGUGACAAGAAACCUAAUAGAAGUGCCACCAAAGUUGGCCUUUUGACAUCUGAGGAAGAUCCUGGCUUCUCUACACCGAUGAAAGACAGCUCCCUGCCAAAGAAGAAAAGACAGAAAACAGAGAAAGCAAAGUCUGUGGACAAGGAAAUUGGAGAUAAAUCAGAACAGAAGAAGGAUAAAAAUGACUACUUGCCUUUGUAUUCUGCCAGUGCUAAAGUAAAGGAUGAAUAUAUGGUGGCAGAAUAUGCUGUUGAGAUGCCACAUUCUUCUGUCAGUGGGUCACAUUUAGAAGAUGCAAAUUCUGGAGAAAUACACCCACCUAAACUGGUUCUCAAAAAAGUUACUAGUAAGAGAAGUCUAAAACAGCCACUUGAGCAAAGUCAGACCAUUUCACCUUUAUCUACAUAUGAAGAGAACAAGGUUUCAAAGUAUGCCUUUGAUCUUGUGGAUAAACAAGGUUUAUUGGACGCAGAUGGUAAUGCUGACAUUGACCAAGUUGAUACUUUACAGGAAGGACCCAGUAAACCUGUACACAGCAGCACUAAUUAUGAUGAUGCAAUGCAAUUUUUAAAGAAAAAGAGGUAUCUGCAAGCGGCUAGUAAUAAUAGUAGAGAAUAUGCCCUGAAUGUAGGUACUAUAGCAUCUCAACCUUCAGUAACACAGGCAGCUGUAGCAAGUGUCAUUGAUGAAAGUACCACAGCAUCCAUAUUAGAUUCACAGGCACUGAAUGUGGAAAUUAAAAGUAACCAUGACAAAAAUGUCAUUCCAGAUGAGGUGCUUCAAACUCUACUAGAUCAUUAUUCCCACAAGGCUAAUGGACAACAUGAAAUAUCUUUCAAUGUGACGGAUACUGAGGUGACCUCCAGUAUAUCAAUCAAUUCUUCUGAAGUAUCUGAGGUCACCCAGUCUGAAACUGUUGGAACAAGCUCUCAAGCUUCCUCAUCAGAUAAAGCCAGUAUGUUACAAGAAUAUUCAAAGUUUCUACAACAAGCGUUGGACAGAACUAGCCAAAAUGAUGCCUAUUUGAACAACCCAAGCCUUAAUUUUGUGACUGAUAACCAGACUCUUACAAGCCAGCCAGCAUUCUCUUCCAUAGACAAACAGGUCUACGCUUCUAUACCUGUCAAUAGCUUUCGAUCGGGAAUGAACUCUCCAUUAAGAACAACUCCAGACAAGUCUCAUUUUGGACUAAUGGUUGCUGAUUCCCAGCACUCUUUUCCCUUUUCAGGUGAUGAGGCGAAUCAUUCUUCCUCCUCCUCUGCACAGGACUUCUUGGAUCAAGUGACUUCUCAGAAGAAAGCAGAGGCACAGCCUGUCCAUCAGGCUUAUCAAAUGAGCUCCUUUGAGCAGCCCUUCAGAGCUCAAUACCAUGGAGCAAGAGCUGGAAUAUCACCUCAGUUUAGCACUGCCAAUGGACAGGUGAACCUGCGAGGGCCAGGGACAAGUGCUGAAUUCCCUGAAUUUCCCUUGGUGAAUGUAAAUGAUAGUAGAGCUGGGAUGACUUCUUCACCUGAUGCCACAACGGGCCAGACUUUUGGCUAAGAAAAUCUUUGUAAAUAAUAUUGGCACUUUAGAACAGAUCUGUCAAGAGUGGUGUUGCUCUGUAUCAAAUGGAGUGCUGUACAGCUUUUAAGAACGUUGUGUUAUAACAAAAAUAAGCUGAUAUAGCAAGAUCAAUAACUUCAUUUUUGGUUAGUCCACCAGUCAUUGAACUGCCUUACAUGUUGUCUCUCCUAUAAAAGGCAGUUUAUUGCUCACUUGUUCGAGACCAGAAACUUGCUCUUUUACAUACACUUAAAUUUAAAACAAAACACAAAACCCAAGGUAAGAUUUCCUCCCAUAAUAGUUUCCUAUUUGGUUUCAUUGUACGUUCUUGGUAGAACAGUAAUUGUCAUGUUGUCAUUUUCUAAGCUUGUCAGUGUAGUCAUUGCUCUUCAGUAGGGAACCUAAAUAUACUAAACAGAAUAAACUGAAAGUUUAAAUGUCAAGCGAUUAUGGCUAAACCACAUUGGUGUAUAGAAAUACCCUUUCUUCCCUCUUAAAAUGAAAUAUAUGCCAUAUGCCCUUUAUUUUUGCUUUGCAUUACACUGAGCUGUGUUUUGGAGGAAAAAAGUAAUAAUAAAUUCUGAUAGACUAACUCCAUUAUUUAAAAGUCUAAUUAAUUUAAAAUACUUUAAAAACUUUUUUAGCAAAAUACAUGUCUGCUAAUGCAUUUACUUCAGUCCUGAAGUGUGUUGCAUAUUUCUUUGUACAGUUGAACCUAGACAUAACUUUUUAUGAUUCUUUCACAUGCAGAUAUCAAGAUUUUGAAGUUUUAGUUAAAAUACUCUGUAGAUUACAUUCCCAAUUACUUAAAGCUUACACAAAUUGUGUAUUCCGAGAUUUUAAAGCUUAAUCGUACUUUAUCCUGCAUAUUCACAGUGAUUAACAAAGAGCACUUAGUUUCUAUUUGAUAUUUUUUGAUUUCUCAAAGAGUAAAAACUAUUUUAGAUUUUUAGGUCUGAUAUGGCUGCAUCAUUAUCAUCUCAUACAACACUGAUUAAUAUUUUUUAAUAUAAAAUGAGAUUGGAAUUUCUUAGCUUCUGUUAAAACUGGUUUAAUUUUCUCUAUCUAGAACUUUGACAAUUCAGAUAAUUAAACAUACUAAAGCAUCCCAAGAAGCUGAAGUGGGCCUUCUAAUUGCAUAUCUUUUUAAUGAUUUCUUAAUGAACAAUGUUCAUUACAAUUUUACCAACCAAAACUGUUGACUAAUGCUAGUGAACAGAAUUUUUUUCAGUAUAGAUGAAUGAUCAGAAGCUUUUGUUGCAUUUCACAGUAUAAAUAAACUGCAAACUUUAUCCCUGUACCAUGAA